This is a messenger RNA of Magallana angulata, 2374 nucleotides long. RefSeq names its product xaa-Arg dipeptidase-like. The record is from RefSeq and is a predicted model, not a curated record. Lineage: Eukaryota; Metazoa; Mollusca; Bivalvia; Ostreida; Ostreidae. The transcript is spliced from 7 exons. Bases 161 to 1354 code for a protein of 397 amino acids. Gene Ontology annotation, molecular function: dipeptidase activity.
GUUUAAAGGUCAUACAGCUCACGAGCAAUUACGUAACUUGGAAUAAAAGGCUGGGUUUUUUUUCCAUACAACAAACUUUACAAAGCAGUCGAUCGAAAAGGAGGAAACAAAAACGAAAAUAGGAGAAAUUCCAUUUUGUUAGAAAACUCUGUCACAUAAUAUGGAUAUAGAGAAACUAAAGGAAGUAGCAUGUGAAGCUAUAGACAAAGCAGCAGAAGAUCUAGCGAAAUUGAGUCACUUCAUUUGGUCCAAUCCUGAGCUUGCUCACGAGGAAUUCAAAGCUCACGACGCUGUCACUGAGAUCUUGGAUAAGUACAAGUUUCCACAGGUGGACAGGAAGUUUAUUCUUCCCACAGGCUUCAGAGCAGUGUGUGGUGACAAAGCCAAGGGACCACAUGUGGCGCUUUUAACGGAAUAUGAUGCCCUGCCUGAAAUAGGGCAUGCUAGUGGCCACAAUCUCAUUGUAGAGUCCGGUGUGGCUAUUGCGAUUGCACUUAAAGCAUGUUUUGAAGCAGCUGGUCAACCUUUCGGGAAGGUCAGUUUACUGGGCACCCCGGCCGAGGAACAGAGGGGAGGGAAGCUGUCCUUCAUCAAAGCACAAGUAUUCAAAGAUGUCGAUUUUGCAAUGACCGCCCAUCCCUCUCAGUACUAUAUAUCCAGACCAAAUUAUGUAGCCAUAUCAGAAGUAACUAUGCAUUUCACUGGAGUAGAGGCUCAUGCUGCUGAGUUUCCCUGGGAAGGAGUUAACGCCCUUGAUGCCGCCAUCUUGUGCUACAACAAUGUCUCCUGUAUGAGGCAACAACUCCCUCCAGGCUGGAUGCUUCACGGCAUUGUGACUGAUGGGGGUGCUAGGCCUAACAUUAUACCAAGGACCGCAGCCUUGGAGUAUUACAUCAGAACCCCAAAGAACAGGAAUCUAAAGAAACUAGAGAAAAUGCUUAAGAACUGUGUGGAUGGUGCAGCUCUGGCUACUGACUGUGAUGUUAAAAUGAAGUUACAUUCCACCUUCCUGAAUCUGCUGACCAACGAAGAGAUGACCAAGACCUAUGAGGAGAACGCCAGUCGACUGGGUAUACAGACAGACACGGACAAGGAGUCCAUUCUGAAGAAGCUCGGGGGCUCCACCGAUGUCGGCAAUGUGUCCUAUGAAGUUCCCACUAUACACCCUGAGUUUGAGAUAGGAGCGGACUGUAACACCCACUCCAUGGAUUUCACAACUGCUGCUGGUGAUCCAAAAGCCCAGAAAUAUACCUUAGACAUGGCCAAGGCUCUAGCUAUGACUUGCAUUGAUAUAAUGCUUAAACCAGAACUACUAGCCAAAAUUAAAGCUGAAUUCGAAGUAGAGUCACAAUGAUGAAGCAUUUAUUAGAACUUUUUCCAAUUUUUAAAAGAUAUUGAUGUCCCAUUAAGAUGAAUGUGCAUGUUUUUACCCACUCUUCUUUCAGUUGAUUUUAAAUGUUGUUUCUCAGUCUUUGUGUCCACGGAGAGAUAAAUUGAGCUUUGUAGUUUGGAUCUUGCAUUUAAUUUGAAAAAAUGCAAUAAACUUUAUCCCAAGUUUUUUAUGUGCCAUAUAGAUUAAGUCUUCUUGCUCGGGUCAGUACCAGUAUUUUAAUGAUUUUGUGAAGGAAAAAAACGUUGGUUGUGGUCAUGAUUAUCAAAACAGUCUUUAUGUGAUAGACCAAAAAAAUACCAAAAUAUGCAUAAUUUGUUUGUCUUUAAUGUGGGGAUUUUACCAGUAGAAGUAGUUAAUGACUUUUGUACUUAAUUGCAUACUGUGUGACAUUUUAUAAGAGUUUCACUGGUGUACCAGUAUAAAUGUUUCAGGCAGGUGAUGGCAGGUAUAUCAAUUUUUUUUUAUAGAAUGCAAUUAUCAAUGUUGGUCUUUUAUUUUGAUUUACUGUAUUAUCAUUUUUUGAAGCCUCAGGGUUUUAUUAUAUACAUGCUAGCUUGCAAGUAGUCAAUGUCAAAUAUUAUCAGAUUUCUGGUGUAAAAAUUUAUCAGAUUGGAAUAGUCGGCUUCAAAAGUGACAAUAAAGAAAACACAUAAAUUUUGCACUGCUUUAUACACAAUGCAUUCACGUGUCAUGUAUUAUUGGAUGAAAGUCAUAGUAAAUCUACUAGACAGUCUAAAACAAUUUCCUCUUAAAGUCAGAUGUCUUUGGUUUUGAUAUACAACACACAAUCACUGUAUUAAUUUUUCCAUUUUAAUUAACUUGCAUGCAGAUUAUUGUGAAUUUACAUGUACUUCUCUGGAUGAUGAAGUCUGUCUCAAAGUUGCUGUGGUUUAUUUCAUAACAACGAGUAUGCUUGUACAUGUAAGAUUUGUUUCAGCAUUGGGUUUUUUUUUCCCUCAAAUAAAACACGAAUCUCUUCCA